AUGUCAUGUCUUUCUGUUACUGAAUACUCUGUUGUUUUAGUUAUUUCAGUAGUAUUUGUAUCAGUAAUACUAUGGAUUUAUUGGUAUUUGACACAAAAUGUUGACUAUUGGGCAAAACGCGGUGUUAAUGGACCCAAACCGUGGCCUAUAAUUGGCAAUUUGUGGCAAAUAUAUAUUCCUCCAUCUAAGAUAUUUACAGAAAUUCAAUGGUUAAAAAAAUAUGGCAAAAUAUAUGGAUAUAUUGGCGUAAGUGGUCCCACACUAGCCGUUGCCGAACCCGAACUCAUCAAACAAAUAUUGGUUAAAGAUUUCCAUGUAUUAGGCAAUAGACAGGACUACAAGAUUCCGCAUCCAGUGGUAAGCAAAAUGUUAGUCAAUCUCGAUGGCGAUGACUGGAAACGGGUCCGAUCGAUAACAUCACCGACAUUUAGUUCCGGUAAAAUGAAACGAAUAUAUCCACUAAUGAAACAAUGUUUUGAUGACUUUGUCAAACAUUUGAGUCCAUUGGCUGACCAGAAAGCAAACAUCGAUAUGAAGAUACAGUUCAGUAACGUUACAUUAGAUUUGAUAUAUACCUGUUUUUUUUCUACAAAACUUAAUAUACAUAAAGACACAGAAAAUAAUGUGUACGUUAAAUAUGCUACCGAAGCAUUCAGUAAUAAUAAGAUGAGUGAGUUAGCGCACCUGGCGUUUCCUAAAAUAUUAAUCAAAUUGCUUAAUACAAUGGGUUUAUUGAUGAACUUGUCGACAGAUUUUUUCAUACAAUCUGUUCGACAAAUACUUGAAGAUCGUCGCAAAAGUGGCCAAAAAUAUAACGAUUAUUUCCAAUUGCUUAUCGAUGCCGAAGAGGAUCAACAAUUUAUGAGACAUGAAAUCGAUGACAACGAAGCAUAUUAUCUAAAUCAAAACGUCGAGGAUCUGGAAUAUCAAAAACGUGAGCUUAAUAUAAAAUAUGAUAAUAAAAAGUUAACCGAAAAUGAAAUAAUUGGACAGUCAGUUAUGACAAUAUUAGGCGGUUAUGAGACCACAGCCACAACAUUAACAUUCUGUACGUAUGAAUUGGCACUCAAUCAGGACUGUCAACAAAAAUUAUACGAAGAGAUUAUGUCUGCCAUUGACUCGAAAGGACAGAUCAGUUACGACGAGUUAUUACGACUGCCAUAUCUGGAUGUGUGUCUUAUGGAAACAUUACGCAUACAUUCACCGCCACAACGAACUUCACGAGUAACUACCGAUGACUACAAACURGGAAACAUUGGUAUUACACUAAAUAAGGGACAACUCAUUGAUAUUCCUAUUUAUGCUAUUCAUCACUCGGAAAAAUUUUAUGCCAAUCCUAAUGAGUUCAAACCGGAGAGAUUUAUGCCCGAAAACAGACAUAAUAUCAUUCCCUAUACAUACUUACCUUUUGGUGCCGGUCCUCGUAAUUGUAUUGGUAUGCGAUUUGCAAUAUUUGAGGCUAARUUAGGUUUGGCGCAAAUCAUACAAAAAUAUCGUUUUUUGCCGACUMAUAAAACAGAUAUUCCGUUUAAGAUUAAGUAUUUUCCGUCUAUUAAUAGCCCUAAAAGCAUUAUUCUUGGUAUUCAACACAGACAUUGA
Messenger RNA from Oppia nitens, 1599 nucleotides. RefSeq names its product cytochrome P450 3A11-like. The record is from RefSeq and is a predicted model, not a curated record. The coding region runs from base 1 to 1599 and encodes 532 amino acids. The transcript has 5 exons. NCBI's taxonomy places the organism in Eukaryota, Metazoa, Arthropoda, Arachnida, Sarcoptiformes, Oppiidae. Gene Ontology annotation, molecular function: oxidoreductase activity, acting on paired donors, with incorporation or reduction of molecular oxygen; iron ion binding; monooxygenase activity.